Zophobas morio is the source of this 1426-nucleotide messenger RNA. Its product is annotated as lysine-specific demethylase 7B-like. NCBI's taxonomy places the organism in Eukaryota, Metazoa, Arthropoda, Insecta, Coleoptera, Tenebrionidae. The record is from RefSeq and is a predicted model, not a curated record. The transcript has 13 exons. Gene Ontology annotation, biological process: protein demethylation; regulation of transcription by RNA polymerase II. Bases 565 to 1425 code for a protein of 286 amino acids. Gene Ontology annotation, molecular function: transcription coregulator activity; histone demethylase activity.
GCAAAUCUUUUAAGGAAAGAAUUACCUGAGCUGAGACAGAGGCAUAAGAAAAAAAAGUUAUCGUGCGAAUCCUCGGCAGAUAAGGUGCAUCUCAGUAUCUAUCCAAAGAUUACAUAUCAAAAGAAAUUAUUAGAACAAAGUUUUUCAGACUCCUGUGUUAAAAAAAUUUCUAGUCAGGAUUUAGAGGACUUUCUUUAUGAAAACGGCAUACCUUGUCCACUUUUAUUGGAGUCAAAAGAAGGAUUGGGAUUGACCAUUCCUGAGAAUGAUUUUACAGUGAAAGAUGUUAGAGAUAUUAUAGGAGGGAAUAAGAAAAUAAACGUUUUAGAUGUUUCCUCUCAACAGCAAUUAAGUGAAAAAUGGAGUCUCUCUAGCUUUGUUGAUUACUUUCUUUUGCCGGAUCAUGAAAGAAAGCAGAUUUAUAACGUUAUCAGUUUGGAAAUCAGUAAAACUCGUUUGAAUAAAAAAGUAGUCGCUCCCAGCAUAGUCCGUGCGUUGGACUGGAGCGAACUUUGGCCGCCCUUCAGAGUAAACGAGAAGCCUUCUGUUCAAAAGUACUGUUUAAUGAGCGUUAAGAAAUGUUUUACAGAUUUUCAUAUCGACUUUGGAGGAACGUCCGUUUGGUAUCAUCUUCUUUACGGAGAAAAAGAAUUUUAUUUCAUUCCGCCGACUGAACAUAACCUAAAAGCCUUUGAAAAGUGGACCAAAAAAAAAGACCAAUACAACGUGUUAUUUUCUGAUCUCGUUGACUCUUGCUACCGAACGGUGCUGCGCAAAGGACAAACCAUGUUUAUUCCUGCAGGCUGGAUCCAUGCAGUUUACACUGUAGAAGACUCGCUUGUUUUUGGUGGGAAUUUUCUUCACGACUUUGCCAUAUCGAUGCAGUUUUCGAUAGCUGAGCUUGAAAAACGCAUCGGUGUGGAUAAAGACUGCUAUUAUCCAAAUUUCGAAGCAACCAACUGCUAUGCGGCACUUAAAUUAAUGAAACUAGUACAAGAGAGAAAAGUCAACAAACUAAUAGUAGACGGAUUUUGUAAUUUGGCUCAAAAGUUAUACGGUUGGAGUAAAAACCAUAUCUUGGAGCAAAUAUUUUCGAGUGUCGUUGAGGACUUAAAAACUUUUUUAACGGAGGUAAUGGCCGCAGCACAACUUUUAAAGGGUUUAGAAAAAAUUGAAGAACUCGAUAAUAAUAAUAAAAAUAAUAGUAAUGAUAGCAAAAAUAUUAAAAGUAAUAUCAAAGUUGAUUUAUUAAUAACUCCGCUGAGCGGCUCCCGGCGGAAACCAAGUGACCUUUACGCAAGCAAGCAUGUACCGGCUGCUCUUAUUCUCCCUUCCAGCGAGCCAAUUAGAAAGUUUUCUGGAAAACGAAAUACACUGAUUGGUAGACUUAAAAAGUUGAAUUCUCUUCAUCGGCGUUGGCUGUAGU